Molecule: messenger RNA, 519 nt
Organism: Emiliania huxleyi CCMP1516
Lineage: Eukaryota; Haptophyta; Isochrysidales; Noelaerhabdaceae
Exons: 4
Coding region: 1-519 (172 amino acids)
Source: RefSeq, a predicted model, not a curated record
AUGCGGCGCGAGGACGAGGAGGAGGCGCUCCAUGGCCCACGGUUGGCGGGCGACGGCGACGAGGGGGGCGCGGAGGGCGCGUUUGCACCGCAGCUGCGGUUCGACGAGGAUGGCAACAUGGUGGUGGACGAGUCGUCGCUGUCGGUGACGGCGGGGCGCGCGACGCGGCUGCAGCACACGGGGCAGGUGGAGGACGCCGAGCGCCUCGGCGUCACCUCCUCCUCCUACCUCAGCCGCGCGCCGUCGACGUCCUGGUCCGCGGCCGACACGGCCGCCUUCUACGAGGCGCUGCGCGGCCGGCGGCACAGCGGUGAACCAUGGCGUCGAUUUGCGCGGCCCGAGCGCGACCAGCCCGAGGAGCGCGACCAGCCCGAGGCGAUCGAGGCGCUGCUCGCCACGCCGGGCGCAGUCACGCACGAGCAGCUGCAGGCGAUGCUCGCGCCGAAGGCGCCGCCGCCGCUGCCGCCCCCUCGCGCGGAUCCCGCCGGGACCAAGGGCGCCCGCUCCCCGCCGCGCUAG